Entrophospora candida is the source of this 570-nucleotide messenger RNA. Lineage: Eukaryota; Fungi; Glomeromycota; Glomeromycetes; Entrophosporales; Entrophosporaceae. The record is from the annotation of a GenBank genome assembly.
AUGUCAACAAAACCUUUAGCCAAUAAGGCUAUAACCUCUGCUCUAUCAUAUUGCUUGCAAGAGUUAUUAGCUCAAGAAUUAAGCGGAAUAAAUAAAAAAAGAAGAAAACAUUUAUUGUCAAGAAAAAUAGGAGCUGAAGAAGGAAAAGCUGUCGAAGGUGUUGAAAAAAUACAAAAUGUUGACGAUAAAGUAAUUUUAUCUAUUGGUCCAUUGAAUCACUAUGUUUUCAUGGUUCUCGACAAAUUAUUCAAUAGAAUUAGUAAAGGAGCAGCAGCCAAAAUUCUACAAGUUAUCACUUUUCAAUUAAUUUUUACACCAAUUCAUCAUAUCGCAAUGGCUAUAAUUGGUGGUUCACGAGAUUUAAAUCAAAUAAUAUCUAAUUUUAAAAAAUCUAUUUUGAAACUUGAAUUAACUGCUUGUGCUGCUUCACUUGUCACCUUAAUUUUUGCUCAAAGUUUUCUAGAUCCUCGAUUCUGGGCAUCUUUCUUUAACCUUUCUGGUUUUACUUUUGGUCUUAUUGCAAAUGUAAAAGCCAAAAAUGACCGAUUGAAAAAAAUAGAACUACAUUAA